GGUCUCCUACUCUAACCGUCUUGGAAGUACCCCUUCCUCCUCUCUUCCUCUCUUCACAUACAUAUAGCCCUCCUCCCCUCUCACAAACCAUCCCAAUCUCCAAUCUUUCCUCUUCAACCAUUAAAUUUCUUCAAAUCCUCAGCCCUCACUGUUGAGCAGAUCAUGGCUGUCACAGAGAAUGGCAGCAUCAACGGCAACGGCAAAGCUUUUGAGCUCCGAGUGAAACAAGGGGAACCAACGCUUGUUCCUCCCGCUGAGGAAACCACAAAGGGUUUUUACUUUCUGUCAAAUCUGGACCAGAAUAUAGCCGUUAUAGUUCAAACCAUCUACUGCUUUAAAGCAGAGGAGAAAGGGAACGAGAAAGCUGCUGAGGUGAUAAAGGAUGCGUUGGCGAAGGUAUUAGUUCACUACUAUCCGUUAGCCGGUCGGCUGACGAUAAGCGAGCAAGGGAAGCUUAUAGUGGACUGCGAUGGCGUUGGGGCCGUCUUCGUUGAAGCCGAGGCAGACUGCGACAUGGCGGACAUCGGCGAUAUCGCCAAGCCUGAUCCGGCUACGCUUGGCAAGCUUGUUUAUAAUGUUCCUGAUGCGAAGAACAUACUGGAAAUACCCCCCAUGGUUGCUCAGGUGACCAAAUUCAACUGCGGCGGCUUCGUCCUGGGUCUGGCCAUGAACCACUGCAUGUUCGACGGAAUCGGCGCCAUGGAAUUCGUCAGCUCGUGGGGCGAAACUGCCCGGAAUCUCCCCCUGAGCAUCCCCCCCUUUCUCGACCGCAGCAUUCUCGCCGCCCGCACCCCUCCCCUCAUCCAAUUUCCCCACCACGAAUUCCGGCAGAUCGAAGACAUUUCCGAAACCGCCAAGCUCUACGAAUCCCAGCCGAUGCUCUACCGCUCAUUCACCUUCACGCCGGAAAAACUCGAUCUUCUCAAAACCAAGGCCACGGAAUUCGAACCCAUCUCCAAAUGCACCUCUUUCGAAGCCCUAUCGGGCUUCGUAUGGCGGGCGCGAACCCAAGCGCUGGACCUCCACCCCGACCAACAGACCAAACUGCUCUUCGCAGUCGACGGCCGUUCCCGGUUCGAGCCGCCGCUGCCCAAAGGGUAUUGCGGGAACGGAAUUGUGCUGACGAACUCGCUCUCUAGCGCGGGAGAGCUGCUGGGGAAUCCGGUGGGUUUUGCGGUGGGGAAAGUGCAGGAGGCGGUGAGGAUGGUGACGGAUGGGUAUAUGAGAUCGGCAAUUGAUUAUUUUGAGGCGACGAGGGAGAGGCCUUCGUUGGCGGCGACGCUGUUGUUGACGACUUGGUCGAGGUUGGCUUUUCAUGUGACGGAUUUUGGGUGGGGGGAGGCGGUGCAGUCGGGGCCGGUGACGUUGCCGGAAAAGGAGGUUAUACUGUUUCUGAGCCACGGGAAGGAGAGGAGGAGUAUCAAUGUGCUGUUGGGUCUGCCGGCUUCGGCGAUGGUCACUUUCCAGGAGAUCAUGGAGGAGAUAGUCUGAACUGAUACGCCUAUAAAGAGUGAACAGUACACUGAUUGUUGUUUGUUAAUUUAUGUAUGUGUCAAUAUGUGUGCUUUGUUGUAGUCAAAGGCUGAGCUUUUUUAGUUAUUAUUAUAUGUGCUUGGAUGAACGUCUGGUUUAUGUUAAAUUAAGCCUUGUAAUAUCAUUUCAUUAAUACAAUAAUUUCUAUUAUGUCGUC
Dendrobium catenatum is the source of this 1690-nucleotide messenger RNA. Its product is annotated as omega-hydroxypalmitate O-feruloyl transferase. The transcript is spliced from 3 exons. The record is from RefSeq and is a predicted model, not a curated record. Gene Ontology annotation, molecular function: acyltransferase activity, transferring groups other than amino-acyl groups. NCBI's taxonomy places the organism in Eukaryota, Viridiplantae, Streptophyta, Magnoliopsida, Asparagales, Orchidaceae. The coding region runs from base 163 to 1491 and encodes 442 amino acids.